CUUUCAGGAUGGAAGAGUGGAAAGAUGAGGAAUUAUUAGAAUUAUUAGAGGUGGUUCUAGAUCAUGUGGAUCCCAGUGACGGAAGGACCUACUCAAGAUCCUUUGAAAGCAUCCAAUGGGAUGAAGUGUAUUUGGAAGGGCGCACGGUUGAAGAAUGCCGAGAGAAGGUGAAGGAAGUUAUGAAGAAUGUGAGAAAACAUCGCACCAUGCAAGAAAUCUUAGCAGAUGCCAAAGAAGGAAUUGCCAAUGGGAGCCUUCUUAAGAAAAAGAAUAAACAGAAUGAUUCAGCAAGGAAACAUCCUGAUUUCCCUAAGAAGCCGUUGAGCUCAUACAUGCUGUAUUACAUGGACAGAAAAGUGAAGAUUCUUCAGGAGAAUCCAGGAGCAAGUAUGAUUGAAGUCACAAAGAUCAUAGCAGACAAAUUCAAGGCAUUGUCAGCAAAGAAGAGAGAAAAAUAUGAUCGGUUGGCUGAACAGCUCCGAGCUGAAUAUCAAGAGAAGCUCAAGGAAUUCUAUGAGAUGCACCCAGAGGAGAAACGAGGCACAAAGAGGAGCCAUCUCCCUCCACCACCCAAGACUCCCUUCCAGAUAUAUCAAGCUGAAAAGCUGGAAAAAAAUGCAGACCCAGGGAUGACUCAUGCAGAAUUUCAUGAUCUGAGUCGAAGGAUGUAUGAUGGCUUGAAGACAAAAAGAAAGGUGAAGUACAUCAUGAAAGCACGUGAAGGAUUGGUGCAGUAUGUGAAAGAAUUGUCAGUUCAUAAUGCUUUAUUCCCUGAAGAUGCCAUUCCUUCCAUCAAGAACAUCCUGAAUAGUGAGGAGCGAAAGAUGUUGGAAGAAUGGAAAGGAAAACCAGCCACUCCACCAAACUCAGGGUAUUCCUAUUUCUCCCGGAUGAUGUUGGACAAUGAAGAGGUGAAGAAGUUGCCAAAUAAGCAACGCAUGCAAGAGAUAUCUAAGUUCUGGAAGGAGCUUAGUGAUGAAGAAAGAGCCAUCUACACCAACAGAGCUCUUCAGCUGAGAGAAGAGUACAAGUUGCUAUAUGCAUCAUACCUGGAAUCGAAGGAAGAGACACUGGAUGACUUGUUGAUUCCCCCUCCAAGCAAGAAGAGCAAGACUACUGCAGCAUCCAAGGAAUCACAUUUUCUGAAAACCCCAGAGUAUUUCUAUGCUUUUGCUAAAGGAGCCCAAUUCAAGGAGGAGUUCCCAACUCUUUCGCCCCAUGAACUCCGAAUGCUUGUGCUAGAGCAUUUUGCUAGUCUUUCCAACAAAAAGAAGCUGAAGUAUGAAGCCCUGGCUCGUGAACAGGUGAAAGAAACUGGGAGAAGGAAGGAGAGGAACCAGGGAGCUCUGAACCAUGAAGAUGGUCAUCAACCACCUAACUCAGCACGGGGUCUGUUCAUGGAAGAGUACAAAAAAUCUCACCCAGAAGCUAGCAGAGAGACCUUACUGAAACAGUGGAAAGAUUUGCAAGCCAAAGACAAGAAAGCAUACAAAGAGAAAUGGGAAUCCCUCAGGUCUCAACUUUCAGCUGUUUUUUCACACUUUCUGGACCAUAAUGAAGAUGCAGGAGAGGAACAGGAAUAGAAGGACUAUACUUGACUGGU
Molecule: messenger RNA, 1603 nt
Organism: Darwinula stevensoni
Lineage: Eukaryota; Metazoa; Arthropoda; Ostracoda; Podocopida; Darwinulidae
Source: the annotation of a GenBank genome assembly